AUGCAGUUUGUUCAUGAAAUCAACCUCAAGUCCACCAUUGAGGUGACCCUCUUGGCGGUUGCCUUUGUUUCCUCCGUCACGCUUCUGACCUGGCUCGUGACUGACAUCAAAUAUCGAGUCGCAGCGAAUAGAGCGGGCUGCUCAAUUCCCAAGAGAUACUUCCACUGGGACCCUUUCCUCGGACUGGACCUCUUCUUUCUGCGCAUCUCAGACAUGAAAGCAGGGGAUUCCAUCGCUACCGACACCAACCUUAUCAAGAGGUACGGCAAGACUGUGCAGACGAAUUCCUGGGGAACAAAACAAUAUGUCAUCUCUGACCCCAUAAACAUCCAAACAAUCCUGACAACACAAGUCGAUAAUUUUGGAAGCGCACCGAUGAAUAGGAAGAUGUGCGCUGAUUUCUUGGGCGACGGGGUCAUGACUGUUGACGGCCAUGCGUGGAAGCAAUCCAGGCAGAUGAUUAACCCAGUCUUCGCGCGCGCGCAAGUAUCCGAACUUUCAAGCUUCGAAAAGCAUUUAGCGCAGAUGAUCGACCAGAUUCCUAAAAGCGGAGGAACAAUUGAUAUGCAACCGUUGUGCAAGCGGUUGUUUCUGGACAGCUCUAGCGAGUUUGUUUUCGGGAAAUCAGCAAAUUCUUUGUCUCCGGAAACCGACAGUCCGAUUGCAAGGCGCCUGCCUGGACUUUUUGACGAAGCCUUAGUCGGAAUGUUUACACGGUUCAUGAUGGGGAAGUUCAGCUUCAUGGCGGGGUCAAAAAGGAAGUACUUGGAACAAUGUAAAGCCGUCCACGACAUCAUCGAUGGCUUCAUCGACGAAGAAAUCGAAUUGCAAAAAGAAAUGAAGGAAAAUGGGAAGACUAACGCUAAAAAUGGUACUCCCUAUAGUUAUGUUCUGCUUAAAGAACUGGCCAAGGAAACGGAGGACCGGCGAGUCAUACGUAAUGAAUUAAUGAAUGUUUUCUUUCCGGCCCGCGACACGGCAGCAAUCCUUCUGAGCAACGUUCUGUUCUUGCUGGCCAGACAUCCAGAAAAAUGGGAGAAACUGAGAUCUGAAGUUCUGGGUAUCAAGGAUAAGAAGCUCACAUUCGAACUUCUUAAAUCACUGAAAUAUAUGCAAGCUGUGAUGAACGAAACUCUUCGAUUACACUCUCCAGCUGGUGGAAGUUGGAAGACCUGUCUCGCACCAUCUAUUCUUCCUCACGGCGGUGGAAAAUCAGGCAAAGAACCAAUCCUACUGCAAACAGGUGACCAAGUCAGAAUGUCCUUCGCACCACUCCACGUAGAUCCAGAGAUUUGGGGAGAAGAUGCAAAUGAGUUCAAGCCCGAACGCUGGCAGAAUCUGAAGCAAAGCUGGAAUUUCAUCCCAUUUAUGGGAGGAAGACGAAUUUGUCCUGCGCAGCAAAACGUGCUCACUGACGUCGCUUGUAUCAUGGUUCGGUUGAUGCAAAAGUACAAGGCUCUUGAAAACCGAGAUGAAUGUUACGAGUAUGUGGAUAGGAUUGUUUUUACAAGGGAAAGUAAGCAUGGGGCGAAAGUGGGUUUCAUUCCUGCUUGA
This is a messenger RNA of Glarea lozoyensis ATCC 20868, 1554 nucleotides long. RefSeq names its product Cytochrome P450. Bases 1 to 1554 code for a protein of 517 amino acids. Gene Ontology annotation, molecular function: oxidoreductase activity, acting on paired donors, with incorporation or reduction of molecular oxygen, reduced flavin or flavoprotein as one donor, and incorporation of one atom of oxygen; heme binding; iron ion binding. NCBI's taxonomy places the organism in Eukaryota, Fungi, Ascomycota, Leotiomycetes, Helotiales, Helotiaceae. The record is from RefSeq and is a predicted model, not a curated record. The transcript has 2 exons.